Xenopus tropicalis (tropical clawed frog) is the source of this 1123-nucleotide messenger RNA. It is a transcript of the gene emg1, whose product is annotated as EMG1 N1-specific pseudouridine methyltransferase. Bases 103 to 807 code for a protein of 234 amino acids. Gene Ontology annotation, cellular component: nucleolus. Gene Ontology annotation, molecular function: rRNA (pseudouridine) methyltransferase activity. The record is from RefSeq and is a predicted model, not a curated record. Lineage: Eukaryota; Metazoa; Chordata; Amphibia; Anura; Pipidae. Gene Ontology annotation, biological process: rRNA base methylation. The transcript has 6 exons.
ACACGUCAUAUUCCCCGGCUGCAGCUUUUGCCACACGCAAGAUGGCGGCCGCUCAGGAGCGGAUAUCGGGCUGUUGAAGCGACUUCCGCUGUAACAAACAGCAUGGCGGCGUCCAGAAAGUCCACGCUUGACAAAUCCACGGAGGGGUUUGAGGAACAGACGGGGGGGCCGAAAGCAAAGAGGCGGCGAGAGAAGAGACUGAUAGUCCUGCUGGAGGGAGCGUGUCUGGAGACUGUGCGGGUGGGAAAGACGUAUGAACUUCUCAACUGUGAUCAGCACAAAUCCCUCCUGAUAAAGAAUGGGAGGGACCCGGGCCAGGUCCGACCGGACAUUACACACCAGAGUUUGCUGAUGCUCCUCGACAGUCCUUUGAACCGGGCCGGAUUGCUGCAGGUUUAUAUCCACACCCACAGGAAUGUCCUGAUAGAGGUUAAUCCCCAGACGCGGAUACCCCGAACCUUCCCCAGGUUCUGUGGCCUGAUGGUUCAGCUGCUGCACAAGUUAAGUGUCCGAGCUGCUGACGGCCCCCAGAAACUUCUCAAGGUUAUUAAGAACCCCCUGACGGAUCACCUGCCUGUAGGCUGUGUUAAGAUGGCUAUGUCCUUCUCGGGAGAGAGCGUCCCCUGUGUGAGAGACUUGGUCCCUUCCAAUGAGCCGGUCCUGUUUGUGGUGGGAGCUUUUGCUCAUGGAUCGGUCAAUGUGGAUUUCACAGAACGCUGCGUUUCCAUCAGUCAGUACCCACUCUCUGCUGCCCUCACCUGCGCCAAGCUGUGUACUGCAUUUGAGGAGGUUUGGGGGGUUCAGUGAAGAAGAAGGGGGACACCUCACAUGUGUACAUAUCACUCCCAGAAUUCCCCUGCCUACCCCUACAGGGUGUCCUUCGACAAAGAACUUUAUUUGUAAGAACAACACAGAGGACAUGUGAAUGAUGCAAAGGGAUUGGUGGGGCGAAGAGGAGGAGGAGGAGGACUACGGGCAGAGCUGUGCCAGGCAGGUGAUUUAGAUUCACCCAGUGGGACCCAGAGCUCUAGGGAAGGGUGGCUAACCUACUGAACUGAACUGGGCAAACUUCCUGUUGGUUUUACACUAUUCCUCUGCCAUUAAAAUCAACAUCUUUCAUUCA